Paramuricea clavata is the source of this 1047-nucleotide messenger RNA. The record is from the annotation of a GenBank genome assembly. Lineage: Eukaryota; Metazoa; Cnidaria; Anthozoa; Malacalcyonacea; Plexauridae.
AUGAGCACCGCAAAAGCGAAGCUAGAUAAAAAGUUAGGCUGGAUUCCCAAUCCACGUACAGAAAUGAACAAAUUCUUUAACAAUGUUUAUGAAUCAUCCUAUUUGGAGCGUGGAGGAGCAUACUGUCACAAGAAAAAGGACUUCACCCCAUGCCGAAUGCAGAUAUCAGUAUGACAAUGAGAAGAUGAUUUCAAAAAUCAAGAAGCAGGCAGAGCAUAUUAAGUAUGAAAGGGAUGAUUCGCAGGCUGGGUAUUUUCUCAGGUAAAACCGUCUGCUAAAACCGCAUGUGAUGGUGGAACAAUAAAACAGGAGAUUAUACGUAUAGAUGACCUUCAAGAAUUUAUUGACAAGAUUGAAAAGAUCCUAAAAGAACACCUUGAAAAAACCAUUCAUUCAAUAUCUGGGCGAAUUUUGACAGGACAUAAUACAGCUCAUGGUUUUGAUGUAGCUCAGUUAUCUCAGUUGCAGAGUGUGAAAACUGAAUUAACUACUCUACGUACCGGACUUGUAGAACGUCAGGAAACAUGUAAAUCUGUAUUCAGACACAGCUUUUCUGCAAUAAAGAGGAAGUCACGCUCAAGAAAGCAGAACAUUAAUAAGUGCAAGAAACGGAAGAAGGCGAAACAUUCAGAAAGAAAGAGAGAGAUACUCAGAAAAAUUGUACCAGAUUUACCAGAAGGAAAAAACAUGCAUAAAGGAAGAAGAUAUUCGGCCAGCAAUCGUCAGGGGACUCCGAAAAAGACAAAAAAGUGCGCAAAUCCUUUAGCUUCUUCAGAAUGCAAUCUUUUAGAAUAUGGUCACGCUAAGAAGAACUGCGUCGGAUCUUAGUUUGAAUGGAAACUGAAAAUGACCAUGGUAGCGAUGAUGAUGGUACUGUUGAUAUUGAUGGUGCUGUUGAUAUUGAUGAUAUUGAUGGUACUGAUGAUAUUGAUGGUACUAAUGAUAUUGAUGGUACUGUUGAUGUUGAUGGUACUGUUGAUGUUGAUGGUACUGUUGAUAUUGAUGGUACUGUUGAUUUUGAUGGUACUGAUGAUAUUGAUGGUACUG